This is a messenger RNA of Gracilinanus agilis (Agile Gracile Mouse Opossum), 8046 nucleotides long. RefSeq names its product crystallin beta-gamma domain containing 3 (gene CRYBG3). The transcript has 22 exons. NCBI's taxonomy places the organism in Eukaryota, Metazoa, Chordata, Mammalia, Didelphimorphia, Didelphidae. The record is from RefSeq and is a predicted model, not a curated record. Gene Ontology annotation, molecular function: structural constituent of eye lens. Bases 92 to 7549 code for a protein of 2485 amino acids. Gene Ontology annotation, biological process: visual perception; lens development in camera-type eye.
CGGGUCCACGAGCGGUGCUGCGCGCGCCGGCCCCUCUCCCACACCUCUCCCCCGCUGCUCGGGGCAGGCGGCCGCUUCUCCCCCCGCGGAGAUGUCCGGCGGCGGCCGGAGGAGGGGCGGCUCCUCCUGGCCCAGCUUCUCCCGGUUCUUCACUCCUCGCAGCCCUUCUCGGGACAAGGAGGAGGAAGAGGAGGAGAAGCCUGCAGCGAUCCAGCCCCCAACUGGAGGAGCUCCCAGUCCUGCAAAAGAGCCUGUCAUUAUAAGUCAGAAAAAGGAAAAUGCAUCUUCAACAGAGCCAGUAAAGAUUUCCCAAAGUGAGGACAGUAGGAGCCAUUCUGAGAAACCAGCUAAUCUUUCACCAGAAGAAGACACAAAAAAACUAGAUGACUUUACCAGUUUAUCCUCAGAUUCUAAGACUCUAGACAUUGAUAAACAGCCCAAAGAAGGCUUUCUCCAAUUCCUUGGUAACUUAUUUAAUAUCUCAGCAAAAUCCCUCCAGCAACUACCCCUCAAAGGUGAACAUGAAAAAACUGAAAAGGAUUCACAAAAUCUCAUUGUUCUUCAUAAAGAAAAGUUUAAAAAGGAAAAUGAUAUAUAUUACAGUCCUCCUCUGGAAGAGCUAAGUCCAACAAUUGAAAAAAAAGGCCUGCCCACUUCAACUGAUAUGUCAGAUGUUACUUCAGAAGAUAUAAGAGAAGAUAGUGAGCAAGAAAGCAAUGAAUUGCUAAAAAACGUAGAAUGUGAACCUGAGAUACCUUCAACUACAUAUUCAACUUACCGAGGUCCCAGACAAAUUUUGAAAAUUAUAAGAAAACAGACCAAAUUAGAGACUUCAACUUCUGCACAAAAAGCAGAUGAAACUUCUGAUUCUAGUACAAGUACUCAAACUGGAAAUGAAAGUGAGUCUGAGGCUGUUCUCUCUCCAAAUUCACCUAUCAACUACGAGGCAGAUCUACUCAAAAGCUCUUUAAAACAUGUGAUUUUAAAUAAUAGUAAUUAUAAAGAAUGUAAGAGAAGCGGGCCCUCAUCAUCUACUGAAAGUAGCUCAAGUUCUAUAGUUGAGUCCUGUUAUAAACAUCCUUUAAAUUGUGUACCUGUUUAUAAAAUAGACAAUAUAAUAGGAUCAGUGUUAAUAGAAAAUGAUACCAAAGACCCUAGAAAUCCUGCUUUUCAGAGGUGUGUGAAUCCAAAAAUCACUUUAGAGAACAACUUUUUGAAGAAUGGUAGAGCAUCAGAGCAAAGAGGAGAGUAUUUUCAGCACAUGAAUGAAGAAAACAGACCAGUUAUUCAGGACUUACAGAUAAAUAUGCAAGUUAAAGAAAGGACAAAGGCAAAAGAAAUCUCCACUGGUGGACUCUCAUCCCCGGAUAACACAUUAUGUGCAAAAAAUGAAAUGGUUGGAUCUUUACCAAAAGACACUGAUUAUAUUGUUAUAACAAAAAAUCAGAGCUUUGAUUCUGGGUCAUCAGAUAAAGUAUCUCAAGGUAUUGUAAUAAUUCAAAAUGAUCAUCCCUCUCUACAACCUGUUAAGGAGUCAGAAAAGGCAGAUUGUAUACAAAACAACAUAAUACCUGAACUGAAAGUUGAAGUAUUUAAUAGAAAUCAUAUUUCCAUAUCUUCCUUUGAAUCUGAGAAUCCUGAGUUGGUUAAAGUCUUAAUUAGCUCUUCAGAUGUUAACAAUGAAAAAACAUCUCCCAUCCUUGAAUGUGAAAAGACUGAUUCUUAUGAUUCCACUCUUACCUUUGAUUCUGAAAGUGGCAUCUUCGGAAAGUGGGAAGCUCCAAUUUUAAAGAAUAUGAGGCCUUGUACAGAACAUGAACAGGAUAAAAUUGUUCAUUCUACCAAACCUAAGGAAAUUAACCUAGUCCUCCAUAAUUUUGACACUGAAGAAAUUUACCAAGCUGAGAUUUCUCCAUCUGACUUAAAAUUUAAAGAUACACACCUUAUGACAAUGCCACAAAGUUAUCAUAGAUCCCCAAAUGAAACCCCACUUGUUUUUGAGAGUGGUAUGGUAGAGGAUUUCCUUUGUAGCCAUGACAGUAAAGUCAUCGGGUCAGUGACAUAUGAUAAUGAGGACGCAAUUUCUCUUGUUUCUCAUGAACCUGGAGACAUUGGUGACACUAAAAUAAUUUCUGAUAAAUCUGGAAUAGGGCUCAACUCCUCUAAUAUGUUGCCUAAAUCACAACAAGAAGACAGUACCUUACAGUUUAUGGCAAAAACCUCUUCUAAAUUAAAAGCCAAAAGUUCUCUUGAGGUUUCCUCUAUGCUUAGGUCAGAAGAAACAGCCUCAUUUGAAAGGCAUUAUGAAAAAAAUAAUUUAUUAGGUGACAGUUCUAAGAGUAUUUCAUCUUCCAUCGGUAAGCCUGAAGAAGCUACCAUGGAUAUGAAUUCAUCUAAACCCAAUGAUAAUUUUGAAAUUUUGAAAGCUGCUCCAGAUCUCACAUGUGAAGAUACAUCCUUAGUUAUGAUGAUAUCUGCUAACAGCCCUUGGGAAUUUGAAAAAGCUAACCAGGCAGUGACAAAAAUGACGUGCCAUAGAUAUGGCAGAGAUGUACCUAAGAUUCAUACGGGAAAGCUAGGGCUUAAUUAUCUAACUGCUGCUGUGCUGAAAAAUGCCAUAGAAGCUGAUGCUCAGACCGUUGCUAGUGCCACAGUGUCAGUUAACAGCUCAAGCCAACAGUGUUCUGAAGCCUCAGCUGAGGACACAGAAACCAGGAAAAGAGCACAUGACAAAUCUCUGGACUCCAACAGUGGUUUACUUAAAAAGGCUGAUAAGUUGGUUGGUGUAAGUUUGAGCUCUGACAGGCAAGAACUAAAGUCUCUGGAAAUAGGGGUUAACUACGCGGAGUGUAAUGCAGUUGCCCUGAAAGAAGAGGCCCCUGGAAUAAAAACAUCUGAAGAAAAAGUGAAGGCAUUGAUUCAGCUACCAGACCAUUUGGAUGAGUACAGUGUUGAAAAUGUGGCAGAAGACAAAAGAGAAGAAAAAGCCUGUGUUUUAACUACUGUUGGUGAGAGGAAUCUCCUUAUUGAUAUUGAUAAAAUGGAUGUGUCUGAUUUUUUAAUAAUCAAAGCAAAGGAAUUGGUCAGUGAGGUUAUUCAACGUGCCCAACAAAUUGUGAUAAAUGAUCAUUACAGAAAAACUAAGUCUAGGAGCCAUACCAGAGAUACUGAAAAGGCAAAUGCCUCAAAGAUUCUGAGCAGUGAUAUUAUACCACUUUAUGUGGAUAAAGAAUUCUCGGCCUUGGAGGAACCAGAAUGCCAAAGCAUAACUAAAGUUAGUGAAAACAAAGAAUCAGAAAGCCUUUUGGCUAAAAUUAAUUUCGAUAACAACACAAAUUCAGCUAAAGGAACAGAAAUAGUGCUGUACCCCAAAACCUCAUGUGCUGGAAAUGGAUUGGGGCAAUUUGAUAGUGCAGAGUUGCCAGAACCAGGUGUUUUACUAUCAGAGAACACAUCUCAUAAAGAUUUAGAUGACAACGGUCUGCCAUUAACCUGUAACAAAGAAGAAAGUAUAGGGGAAAGGGUACCAUCUCAAUUAGAAUGUAUGGGUAACCACAAAACUCAGACAGAAGAUACUGGAACAUUUGUUUUAAAUCUCAAAUGGACCCCUUUCAUUAAUGAUGAAGUUUAUACCCAUCUACCUAGUACAUCCAAAGGCAGUUUUUCUGAUAGUGUUGUAUGUAUUAAUGAAAAAUGCCUACCAGGACAUAGUAAUAAACCACUGCCCACAGCCAUGUUAGAUAUGGGAAAAGUUUACAGAAAAGAUGCUGAAUUAAACUUAGGCAAAAUUGAAAUGGAACCUUCCAUUUUAGAAAUGGGAACUGUAUUCAAGAAUAGUUCUGAAUUAAAUGUAGGGAAAAGUGAGCUGAUGCCCUCGUUGUUAGAAAUGGGAAAAGCAUACACAAUGCAUGCUGAAUUAAAUGCAGGAAAAAUUGAGCUGAUGCCUUCAAUCUUAGAAAUGGGAAAAUCAUAUAAAAGAAGUGGAUCAAAUCUUAUAAAUUUUGAAGGAACACCUGACAAUUUCAAAAUGGGAAAACCAUAUAAAGGGAACAGUGAUGAAAUGACACCUGUCAUGCUAGAAAUGGAAAAGGCAUUUCAAAAAGGUAUCGAAGGGAAUUUUGAAAAAGCUUCAGUGACAUCCCCCAAGUUAAAAAUAGAAAAAACAUGUAAAGAUGAUAUGAAUAUUACACAAGCUGACUUGGCAAUAACCAAUAUCUUAGGAACAGAAAAAAAAAGCCAAAAGAUUGUUGAAGGGAAUAUUAGGGAAAGUAAAGUGAUACCUGCUAUAUUUGAAGUGGGAAAAAUAUACCAAAUGAAUACCGAAGGGAAUUUGGGAAAAAUUGAAAUGAGACCUAUAGAAAUAACGAAAAAUGUGGCACCAGGUGACAACACUAAGUCACAUUUUGAGGAAUAUGAAUUACCUACAUUAAGUAAGGAUUGUAAAGUAAAUAUUGGUUUUAUGACACCAGAUUUUCUACCUGAAGAUUCCAAACUAAGGACAGAAAAGAAUCUAUAUAUGACUGCAGUGUAUGGGAAAGAAAGAAAUCUAGGUUAUGACUUUGCCAAUGAACAGCCACGUUUAGCUUUUAUACCACAAGAUGAACAAAGUAAUCCUUCUUUCACCAUUUUGUACGAAGAACCCCUUCAAGAUGAGGCUCAGUAUUUAUCUGCUGAAGAAGAGGGAGCACACUCCCUGCGGUUUCCUGAUGAGUCCACCAACAGUCUACAGCCUGUUUUGGUAUGUGAAAGGUCUGAAAGUAGAACUGACCUCGUGCAUCAUUUUGAAAAGGAGAGUAAAUCCAGUGAAAUGUUUGAUAGUGACAAUUCUGAAAUGUUCUUAUCAGUAGAGGCAAAAAGAUACAAAGUCUACCCUUUAGCCUUGUCUCCUAUUUAUGAAGAUGACAGCCCUCAGGAUGAUAUUCUAUCUAAUGAAGUCUCACCAGGUCACCGUGGAUCUAGUGCAAAGUCAAGAGAUGGUUCUGGUCAACCUUCUUCUGUGUUGUCACUUCUUCAAUCAGUGUCAGAGCGUUUAAGGAUGAAUUUUGAUGACGGAGAAAAACUUGAGACAGAAGAGGAAGAAAUGGUGGAUGAGGAUGAGGAGGGACUGCAACAUAAAGAGAAUAUUCUGAAAACUGGAAAGAGAGAACAUAUUACUUUUCAGCUUCCAGAUUCUUCAACUCUAAUUUAUGAAGGAGAGGACCAAGAAGGAACUAGAUCUUCCAAAAUGCCACUUUUUCUUUCAAAUGAAGCCACUACCUCUAAUCAGCAAACUGCCCUGUGGCAAGACAGGGCUUUACUUCACCAUGCAUCAGGUCCUUUUCUGCAAAAAUCUGACCUCAGUACUAAAUUGCAUUCAUCUUUCAAGAGUGCCUAUCAUCAGUAUUUGCAAACUACCAAAACCUUAUCACCUGAGAAAGGAGCGAAGUUUGGAAGUAUUCUUCAGGAGCCAGUCCCCAGAUUAAAUACUUAUCCAGAGAAUUCUUUUGAUAAGCAAAGCCUGAAAUGUAACCCCAGACCUGGAAAGAUGGUCAUCUAUGACCUUCAUGGAAGUAAAUAUAAACAGGAGAUUUACAAUGACAUUCUUGAUGCUGCCUCCUGGACCUUUCCAAAUGGAGCAUUCAUCAGAGUUGUAAGAGGAUGCUGGAUUUUAUAUGAGAAGCCGCAUUUCCAAGGUCAUAAAUGUGUUUUAGAAGAAGGAGAAAAAGUGCUCAAUCGUGACUGGAUUUUUCGGAGUAAAAAGCACCAAACGAGAAACUUUGUGAUUGGUUCUAUCAAGAGAGUAUUAAAGGAUUGUAGUGUUCCAGAAAUAGAGCUUUGCCCACAAUCUGAUGCAGCAUGUUGCCCUAUCUAUGUGCAAAAAUCAGUUGCCAAUUUAGAAGAACUGAAUUUACCAAGAUCAGUAUCAUUUGCUGUGAAGUCAGGAGUUUGGCUUGCCUACACAGAUGUUAAUUUUAAGGGACAAAUGACAAUUCUGGAAGAAGGCCAUGGACUCUUUGAGAUUUCAGCAUCUGAAAUUAAAUCACUGUAUUCACUUCAAAUGGGUGGAUUGAAGGUAGAAAUGCCCAUGAACUUAAAGGUGAUUAUAUAUGAUAAAACACAUUUCCUUGGACACGCCAAGGAGUUUAACGAACAUGUAGACUCUGUCCCAGAGCUUUUCAGAAAAGAGGAGAUUUUCUUUGGAAUUGCAUCAAUUCGUGUCAUUGGUGGAGUGUGGGUUGCCUAUGAAAAAGAACGUUUUAAAGGUCAACAGUAUCUACUUGAAGAGGGAGAAUAUGAAGACAUCAGUACCUGGCAGACAUUGACCAGCACUUUACUGUCUUUCCGGUAUUUACAAGCAAAUUUUAUAGAAUCUUCAGUCACACUAUUUGAGGAUACUGUAGAAAACUCAAAAUUUGUUAAUAUUAUUAAUCGAGAGGUUCCUGAUUUGGAAGAAGUCGGGUUUGGUAGUGAAACGAGAUGUAUUCAUGUUAAAAGUGGAGUUUGGGUUGGCUACCAGCAGCGGUUCUAUUGCGGUGAACAGUAUAUACUUGAGAAAGGGAAAUACAAGAGCUUUUUUGACUGGGGAGGAGCCAACAACCAAAUCCUGUCAAUUAGGCCUGUUAGACUGGAACCUCUUGGGAUAAAUGAGCCUCCAUAUUUGCUCAAAGCAUAUGAUCAACCAAAUUUCCAAGGAAAUUGUGUAGAUUUCACAGGUCAUAUUUCUGAUUUGACAGCCUUCACACCACAUUCAUUUAAGGUUCUUCGGGGAAGUUGGCUCAUGCAUUGCCAAGGGGAUUUCACAAGUAACCAGUGUGUGUUAGAAGAAGGACUCUAUGCUGACCUUACUUCCUGUGGCUGCUCUCCAGCUCAAGUCAAAUCUCUCAAGCCUAUUAAAUAUGUUUUUGAAGAGCCCUUCAUCAGUCUUUUUGCUUUGGAACACUGUGAAGGAAGAGAACUCUGUUUAGGAGAUGCAAUUAACUCAGUUCUAAACAAAGACUUCUACUUCUACACACAGUCAGUGUGGGUAAAAAGUGGACUGUGGAUUGCUUAUGAAGGGUCUAAUUUCCUGGGAAGACAAAUUUUGCUAGAGCCUAGCGAGAUUUCAAACUGGACAGCAUUCAGUGGUUGGAAAACAAUUGGUUCUCUCCGUCCAGUCAAACAGCCUUCAGUAUAUAUCAGAAUAAAGAACAGAGCCCAAGGUGAAUAUCUAACAAUCACUGGAAAUCUAGCUGAUAUGAGGACAACAUCAUUAUGUAUUUCUCCCUAUAAUGGAAAAAAUACCCAAGUGUGGCACUACUGUCGAGGACUCUUUAAAUCCAAGGCUAAUGAUACAUGUCUUGAUGUUAUUGGUGGAAAAGAGACAGCUGGAGCUAAAGUAGCUGUAUGGACUGAACAUGGGAGGCUUAGGCAAAAGUGGAAGAUGAACAAAAAUGGAACUAUCAGUUCUUACCUGAAUGACCAUCUUGUCCUUGACAUUAAAGGAGGAAGUUACUGUGAUAAGACCCAUAUAAUUAUAAACCAGCCUCUGGAGGGGGAACUUACACAGAAAUGGGACAUUGAAAUAUUGUGAAUAAAAUCACCAUCAUCACUAAGAGGAGCUAAGGAAGGUGGAACUGUUUGCCUCAUUGUCUUAAGCAUGUGAAAAAGGAAGCUACUGAAGUCACAGGCCACUGGAAAAUAAGCAGAUAAUGAACUUGUUUUCAUGUUUCUUUCAUCUGUUUAUGGACAUAGACUCCUAAACUAUUGCCUAAACCAGGAGAGGCCAGGUGGAGUUAAAACAUUUUUGCCAGUUUCUACAUAAGCCUAUAGAAAAUGCUUUUCUGUCACUAAGGUGACAGAUUACUUGGAUUCCUGUGAAUAUGCUCUCUUCUUUUUCAGCCCACCUUUCCUGUUUUGUGAUGAUGUUUCUUGAUGGGAAUUCUGGUUGGGAGCAUAGUGAAUACUAUGCAGCAUUCUAUACCAUUUUUCCCCAGAAAGCUAUCUGACACAAAUGAGCAAGUUGAAAAGUCAGCUUUGGCUAGCCAGGCUCAAAUUUACAUUGUUGCUAUAAAGGCUAGUGUUUUCAAA